UGCGCGCGCGGCCGGCUCAGUGCGGCCGGGCAGGCGUAACGUUGUGGGCGUUUUUGUAGCGGUUGUCGGAGUCGGUGGGGAGCGGAGCGGGGCCUCGAGGGGCCUCGCUAGGGCCACAGCGGCCGGCAGUUGGGCCCCCCGCCCCGGCCGGCGAUCCGAGGAGUGCAGGAAGGGGGCCGGGGGGACCCGCCCCCGGUCGGCCGGAGUCAUGAACUCCAACGUAGAGAAUCUGCCUCCGCACAUCAUCCGCCUAGUGUACAAGGAGGUGACAACACUCACAGCGGACCCACCUGAUGGCAUUAAAGUCUUCCCCAAUGAGGAGGAUCUCACAGACCUGCAGGUCACCAUCGAGGGCCCCGAGGGGACCCCCUAUGCUGGAGGUCUGUUCCGUAUGAAGCUCCUACUGGGCAAGGACUUCCCUGCCUCCCCACCGAAGGGCUACUUCCUGACUAAGAUCUUCCACCCAAAUGUGGGUGCCAAUGGUGAGAUCUGUGUCAACGUACUCAAGAGGGACUGGACGGCUGAGCUGGGCAUCCGACAUGUGCUGCUGACCAUCAAGUGCCUGCUGAUCCACCCUAACCCAGAGUCUGCACUCAACGAGGAAGCAGGCCGCCUGCUUUUGGAGAACUAUGAAGAGUAUGCUGCCCGGGCCCGUCUGCUCACAGAGAUCCAUGGGGGUGCAGGUGGCACCAGCAGUGGGAGGGGUGAGGCUACCCGGGACCUGGCAAGUGGGGCUACAGCCUCCACUGACCCUAUGGCCCCAGGAGGAGCUGAGGGUCCCAUGGCCAAGAAACAUGCAGGCGAGCGAGAUAAGAAGCUGGCAGCCAAGAAAAAGUUGGACAAGAAACGGGCACUGAGGCGACUGUAGUGGGCUCUUCUUCCUUCCUUCCUUCUGUUCUGUCCCCUCCCACUCUGUCUCUAAGUUAUUUAAAUUAUGGCUGGGGUGGGGGAGGGGUGGGGGGCACCAGAACCUGGAUUUGGUUUUCUAAAUAAAAGUUGGAAAAGCAAUUUCUGUGCA
This is a messenger RNA of Peromyscus eremicus (cactus mouse), 1018 nucleotides long. RefSeq names its product ubiquitin conjugating enzyme E2 S (gene Ube2s). The record is from RefSeq and is a predicted model, not a curated record. The transcript has 4 exons. NCBI's taxonomy places the organism in Eukaryota, Metazoa, Chordata, Mammalia, Rodentia, Cricetidae. The coding region runs from base 209 to 868 and encodes 219 amino acids.